GAUGUCACUAGAAACAUUGCUUCGUCUAGGAUUGUCUGAUUGAUCCAAUAAUUAAAUGUAGACGCUAUUCGGACCCGAAUAUUUCACUUACUAUUCGCACCCUGUUAUUUUCCUGACCAUUACACACGGGUGUUUCAUUGAUUAUUUUUAAGCCCGGGUGCAAAUAGUCUAUUUGAGGUUAUUUGCACCCGGGUGUAAAUUGUCACUUUGAUAUUCAAAUUAUCCACAGACUAUUACGAGCUCUGAUGUAGUUAUUUUGCUAACAUAUGCCUAAAUGGAAAUUUCGGGAAAUAGAUGUGCGAAAGUUGUCAAUCAGAGGCGAAGUCGAGUUUGACAAGACAUCAACAAAUCAGUACAUGUGUUGGUUUAGAUUGUCAAUCAGAAACACUCCGUCGUCGUUAACAAAAAAAAAUGUAAAUGAUUUAGUCGUGCGGGAAAGGCUUUGAAUGAAAUUCUUCUGUUCUGGACGACUAAGCGACUCAAAUUUCGGUGCCACUUCAUGUGUGUUAUUAAGCCGCAUUCAAUUUUUCUUUAAAUAUUUAACGAACACACCUGAUUAAACAGUCGAAAGGAGCUUGUUCUUUACCGCAUGUUUAUAGUCAUAAGGUUGAUUGAUCGAUUGAUUGUGAGUUAAACGAACAGAAUUUUUCUGAUCACCUCACAGUUGGAACUACACAUUUUAUUGUCGCAACUUCAACAACAACAUCUCUUUACUGACUUCUUGCAGUGGGUACCUAAUAGAUUGUAAGCGACUGUUGGACGAGACAGUAAUAACAUGAAGAGUUUUUGCAAUUUUAUCCUGUCGUUUUGUGGAAUUUUCUUCCUGCCACUGGUUUUUGCACACAGCAACAGAGACUACACAUCGUACAGACGUUAUCCACUUUGUGCUCCGUCAGACUACAUGAGAUAUCCGAAAACGACUGCAGAUGUUGUCAGUAUUGUCAAAGAAGCUAUCGCUCGAGGUGUAAAAGUGAAAGCUUUCGGCUCUCGUCAUUCACAGACCGAUAUAAUAUGCACAGAAGGGAUUCCUGUCGACAUGACAGGACUUAAUUUUUGCAAAAUGAAUACAGACCGAGUCACCGCUACUUUCGGUGCAGGGACAUUGUUGUUCGAUGCGGGAGAAUUUCUACACCGAAACGGACGGGCUCUACGAACAAUGGCAGCAUAUGGUGGCAUCACUCUCGGUGGAGCAAUAGGAACUGGAGCUCAUGGCUCAACGAUAAAGUAUAAUUCAACCAUAUCGUCACAAGUAGUCAAAUUGACAGUGGUAGACGGCCUAGGAAACGUGGCAGAAAUUUCGGAUCCAGCAGACUUAAGGGCAUUUAAAGUUAAUCUUGGCCUUCUCGGCAUUAUUGUGGAUAUUACCUUAUACACCGUACCGUUGUACAAAGUACACGCUCACAGUUACUUUACGUCUGAUGACGUGUUGACAAAUGGAGUGGCAGCGAACUGGGCAAAAACGACGGACCACUUAAUGAUUCACUGGUUUCCAGCAUUCAACGAAGUCGUGGUAGCUAAUUUAACGUUUGUACCGGUCGAAAGUCGUGGAAACGCAAGGACCAGUGCAGAAGCUCCCUCUACGUACGAUGCAACAAAUUUGAUUGGAUCAACAAUCAAAGAAUUAGCUAUGGACCUUACAUGCAAUGAGUGUGCUGCGGCGUCCACACUUGGAUAUACAAUUCUACGUGCGAUAGAAUUUCUCGUGGAGUUCAGUCUGUGGUCACACGUUCCCGGCUUUGUACCGAUUUUUACAGAGGAUAGACUAUCGGUUCAAAAUCCAGCUGUUGGAUUUGCGCAGCCAAUGCUCUCAACUAUAUGUAGCGAAGAUUCAAACAAUAAUUUUGGUGAGGCCUGUGCAUGGUGUCACGGUCAUAUCAAUGCGAAUAUAACCCUUUUGGACAAUGAGUUCAACCUUGCUCUGAGUGACCUAGGACUUUUUGUGGAAGCUGUGAAAGAUAUUGCAAACAAAACACCAACAGCAUUUCCGCUUCAAGGACUCUUUUUCCGUUUUUCUGGUAAAGACAAUAACUAUAUGUCGACAUCGAAUGGAAGAGAUUCGGUACAUCCUGAGUUUUAUUUCUGGAAAAGAGAUGAUCCGUACAACGAUCCGUCAGCUAGCUUAGCUGGAUAUCAGACCAUUUUACAGAUAUUGGCACGCCGAUUUAAAGCAAGAUCACACUGGGGAAAAUCCGGCCUAAUUUAUCAUGGUAGGGAAAUGCUUGAUUUAAAAUUGGACCCUAAGGCACGCAGCAAUUUUGUCGAUGCAAUGAAGAAAUUCGAUCCGAAUCAAAUUUUCCUGAAUAACUUCGGUCGUCGUCUACUGAAAAUCGGAUCCAAAAUCGACAUUGAUCCGUUAACAACACGGUGUGCUUUGUUGGAUAACUGCUUUUGCUCAUUGGAUACAGACUGCGGCAAGGGACAAAUUUGUACAACUCUUCCGGGCUACGACGACUGCUACGUGUGCCAAGCUAAACAUGUUGCGCCAGUAACAAAAUUCCAAAAAAAUCAAAUGCCACUGCAUGAUGUUCUCGACUUUCUGGUUAGAACCGUUCCUUUGUCGCUUAUUUCCGUAAUGAUUGAAUGUGGGCUACCGAAAGCACUUGAUGCCGUUCGUUCAACUCUGUUUGGAUGAAAAUACUAUGAGUAAUUGAAAACGACUUUGAAUUUACAAUUCGAACUAUUUAUCGCAGCCUGAAGCGAAUUACAACAAACACUUAUAAAAUGUAUCCAAUAAAUGGGACAACCUCGAAGAUUGAAGAGUAAACGAUAUCAC
This is a messenger RNA of Bradysia coprophila, 2773 nucleotides long. RefSeq names its product L-gulono-1,4-lactone dehydrogenase-like. Gene Ontology annotation, molecular function: FAD binding; D-arabinono-1,4-lactone oxidase activity. Gene Ontology annotation, cellular component: membrane. The record is from RefSeq and is a predicted model, not a curated record. NCBI's taxonomy places the organism in Eukaryota, Metazoa, Arthropoda, Insecta, Diptera, Sciaridae.